This is a messenger RNA of Gorilla gorilla gorilla (western lowland gorilla), 1494 nucleotides long. It is a transcript of the gene SPATA9, whose product is annotated as spermatogenesis associated 9. The record is from RefSeq and is a predicted model, not a curated record. Lineage: Eukaryota; Metazoa; Chordata; Mammalia; Primates; Hominidae. The transcript has 5 exons. The coding region runs from base 540 to 1304 and encodes 254 amino acids.
UAAAGCAGAGAAACCAAAGACUUUACAGUUUUGCCCGAGUUUGACCUAGUGAUCCUCAUUGGUGAAGCAAAAACAAUCUAUUCAGAAGUCUUUCUGAAUUCACUGCUGGUGUUUCUUUUCUAUUUGGCCUCAUAUAUAAAACAUUUCUUUUAAAGCACAUGCCAGUUUUUUUCAAAGGGACCUUUGUUCUCAGAUGAUCCAUUAUUUGCGGUAUCACUGCAGAAUUUGGGACAAAUUUCAACUUAUAUCAUAGAACUCCUUAGUGUACUUUAUUAUUCAAUCCCCUCACUCCUUCCCUUAUGCCUCCAAACACACUCUUCUUCCUCUCACUGCCAGAGUGAUGUCAGAAGAUUCUGUAGCAGGUUCUCGGAAGCCUAUUGUACAGUAACAAAGAAUUCCAGCAGUGAGCUGUGAGUUCUGUCCUUGCUGGCUUUCCCAAGUGAAAGGCUACCCUCAUCUUUCACUAAUGGCAGACUAGGACAAGCAUUACCCAGGCCUGCAAGCUUGUUAAGCACUAGGAACCCAAGCAAGAACGCACCAUGCCAAUCAAACCUGUUGGGUGGAUAUAUGGGCAGGUGUUGAAGAACUUUUCUGGAAGAAUCGAGGGGAUCCAGAAAGCAAUCAUGGACCUUGUAGAUGAGUUUAAAGACGAAUUUCUCACCAUCCUAAGAUUAUCACAGUCUAAUCAGAAAAGAGAACCUGCGCAGAAAACAUCCAAAAUCAGGAUGGCUAUUGCUUUAGCUAAGAUUAAUCUAGCAACAUUAAUUCGCGGAUUAAACAGCAUAUCCAGAUCCUCCAAAUCAGUGGCCAAACUUCUGCAUCCUCAGCUUGCAUGCAGACUUUUAGAGCUAAGGGACAUAUCUGGUCGUCUGCUGAGGGAAGUUAAUGCGCCGAGGCAACCCCUAUGUAACAUGCAGGUCAGAAAGGGUUCUUUGUUUGAAAUCAUCUCCUUUCCAGCAAAGACUGCUUUAACUAGCAUAAUAUAUGCUUCAUAUGCAGCACUAAUUUAUUUGGCAGUCUGCGUUAAUGCUGUGCUGAAGAAGGUAAAGAACAUCUUACAGGAAGAAGAAUCCAUAAGGCAAAACAGAGAGGAGAGUGAAAAUUGUAGAAAAGCCUUUUCUGAGCCUGUGCUUUCGGAGCCUAUGUUUGCUGAAGGUGAAAUCAAAGCAAAACCUUAUAGGUCAUUGCCGGAGAAGCCAGACAUUUCAGAUUACCCCAAGCUUCUUGCUAAUAAGCAGAGUAAUAACAUCCAAGUUUUACAUUCUGUGUUUGACCAAUCAGCUGAAAUGAAUGAGCAAAUCUGAAUACAGAUAUCACUGAACAGAACUUAAGAGUUAUCUAUUUAAUGGCACAUUUCACUGACAAAACUCAGAGUCUAGUUUACAUAUUCUGAAUUGCUCUGCUUUCUUAAAAAAAAGAGAAGGGGGCUACUAUUAAAAUGUCAUUUUCUAGUAUUUACAUGAUAGAGUAAAUAAAAUGAAUAUUGAUGUGGAA